UUCAGCUCAUUAGAGGCAGUCGAUAUUUCAGUACGGACGUCACAACAUCAGUUGGUUAUACACCUGAAAGUUUCAAGAAAAAUCCUGAAUAUUUUGUAAAUAAGCUACUGAUUACACAGCGUUAUACAUGAUUGCGUCAAACAUUUGCUCGGCCCUAACAUAUUGGUGACAAUGCAUUCCCAUUCUACUCAGGAGUUGCUGUUUUGCGUUUUACUGGUAUCACACUGUAUCCAUGUUCAUUCAACAUCCAGACAAACAAGGUUAACAAACCCUAAUGGUAAUAUUUUCAAUCUCCUCCUUGGACUAUACAAAGUAAAUCCAUUAAAAAGUUCUAAAGUCUACAAAGCAUUCUCUGACGACGUGUUACUAGGCCGCGGAGAUAAAACUCAUGUUGUUUUAAACUUUGAAUCAGAUGAAUACGCGAAAGAACAAAUGAAAACAAACCUUCAUGAAAUUGAAAAGAUUAUUCAUAAAAAGUCUGAUGAUAAACCAAAAAGUCGUUUUGAAAAACCUGAAUACGACAUCAAUGAUUUAAGCACAGAGAAUUUUAAAGUAGAUAUUGUACUUAAUGAAAAAGUACUAGCCAAGGAACAAUUGAAGAAAUCCUACCAGGACAAGGAGGAAUAUGGUACAUUUUUCGGACACAUUGGCAGUAAUGAAAUUUUUGACAACGGAUUGUUUACAUCAAAACCUACAAGUCACAUCAAAAUUAAGAGUCCACAAAUGUCAAAGCCAACUGUUAAUCAAUUUGAAUCAAUUAGAGAAGAUCGAAAACUUGCAAUGAAUGAUGGGAUGGGAAUCAGGACACGAGUGGAAGUCCGUGAUAAGAAUCAGGAAUACAGUCCAGGAGAUUUAAAGUUGAUUAAAGUGCCCGACGUGGUCGUGAUAUGAAGCAGGGAAAUAAACAACUCUCGAUCGAAUGUGAAACUUACUUUAUACAGAAUUUUAUUUACAAUAAGUUAAUAAAUAAAUAAAUAAUUAAAUAAUUUAGUCAGAGGUCCGUAGUUUUAAAGCUAUUUGUUUCAUUUUC
Messenger RNA from Spodoptera frugiperda (fall armyworm), 1030 nucleotides. RefSeq lists its product as uncharacterized. Bases 172 to 891 code for a protein of 239 amino acids. NCBI's taxonomy places the organism in Eukaryota, Metazoa, Arthropoda, Insecta, Lepidoptera, Noctuidae. The transcript has 2 exons. The record is from RefSeq and is a predicted model, not a curated record.